AUGGACACCGCAAUGGAGGAAGAUCGUCGUCUUGAAUUCGAAGAAGCAUUUGUCUUGUUUGAUCGAGAUGGUGACGGAUUAGUGGAUGGAAAUGAUUUACGCCGCAUAAUGCGAUCAUUGGGACAAAAUGUAGGUGAUCCAGAAUUGCGAGAAAUGUUAAGUUCAGCUGGGGUCGACAUGAAUGGAAAAAUAAGUAGUUUGGAUUUUAUAAAUAUAAUGGAACGUAAAUCGAAAGAUAUCGAAAAUGAAGAGGAAAUACGUGAAGGCUUUAGAUUUUUGGAUAGAAAAGGUGUAGGAACAGUAUCGGUUGAUGAUUUAAUGCAUUUAAUGAGUGUAUUCAACAAUAAUCAACAACCAGAUCAACAAAUAUAUGAAAUGAUGCGUGAAGCGGGUAUAGAAAAUAAUGGACAAAUCAAUUAUGAAGAAUUUAUUAAAACAAUGACGUCAAAAUGA
Didymodactylos carnosus is the source of this 453-nucleotide messenger RNA. NCBI's taxonomy places the organism in Eukaryota, Metazoa, Rotifera, Eurotatoria, Philodinida, Philodinidae. The record is from the annotation of a GenBank genome assembly.